ACCUGUGGGCGUGGUUUACUGGAAUGAGGCGGGGCUUUAGCUUUUUGAGUACGUAGACAAUCUGGAGUUCUUCCCAGUCCAUGGAACAGCGAGGCGGCGCGAGAGACGAGUAAAUAAAAACAAUUAAAAGCGAAUAAACAACCAGACAAGAUGGUGGCUAAACAGAGAAUCCGCAUGGCGAACGAGAAACACAGUAAGAACAUCACGCAGCGCGGGAACGUGGCCAAGUCAAUGAGGAACUUGGAAGACGUAAAAGGUGUGGGGCCCUGGCUUCUAGCUCUCUUCAUCUUUGUUGUCUGUGGAUCAGCCAUCUUCCAGAUCAUCCAGAGCAUCCGGAUGGGCAUGUAGAGUUGUCACCACCAGGGGGCAGAGCCGCAUCACCACAGGCAUCUCCAUCUUCCUGUCCUGAAGCAAAGUGACUUAAACCUUUCUGAACUCUACCUGCUGCAAUCCCCACUUCCACACAAACUUGCCCCUCCCACUCAUUAGAGCCCGCCCCCAAGCAGAGUUAUCUGUAACCAACAUUCCGACUUUCUCCGUGUUUGUGUCCUUCACCCUGUGCCUUUCUUUAUUUACUCGAGCAUUAGCUCCACCUCCUCUGGGUACGCGUUAUCAGUCUGGUGGUUGAAAGUCCACCAACAUGUAAACUGUCCCUGUUCCUCCCAGCUGAUCCACUCUGUCUCUUCCUCGUGGACCUGACAGGAAGUGACCUUUUGAAUCAGAAGGCGUUAAGGUGCCGACAAGUUAGGCUGCACCGUGUGCAGGCCUCGCCUGAACAUUCCUGUUUGCUCAAUAAAUUCAUUUAAAACAUG
This is a messenger RNA of Nothobranchius furzeri (turquoise killifish), 812 nucleotides long. Its product is annotated as stress-associated endoplasmic reticulum protein 2. Gene Ontology annotation, biological process: endoplasmic reticulum unfolded protein response. The record is from RefSeq and is a predicted model, not a curated record. Gene Ontology annotation, cellular component: endoplasmic reticulum. Lineage: Eukaryota; Metazoa; Chordata; Actinopteri; Cyprinodontiformes; Nothobranchiidae.